AUGUGCCAUGAGUGCGGGAAAAGCUUCGGGUGGAGCUCUCACCUUAUCAGACAUGAGAGAAUCCACACAGGGGAAACGCCCUACAUGUGCUCUGAGUGCGGGAAAAGCUUCAAUCAGCGCUCAGACCUUAUCAGACAUGAGAGAAUCCACACAGGGGAGACGCCCUACACAUGCUCUGAAUGCGGGAAAAGCUUCAGGCGGAGCUCUCACCUUAUCAGACAUGAAAGAAUCCACACAGGGGAGAUGCCCUACACGUGCUCUGAGUGCGGGAAAAGCUUCAAUCAGAGCUCUAUCCUGAGCGCACACAGGAGAAUCCACACAGGGGAGACACCCUACACGUGCUCUGAGUGUGGGAAAAGCUUCAGUCAGCGCAGAAGCCUUAUUAGACAUCACAAAAUCCACACUGGAGAGAAACCCUACAUGUGCUCUGAGUGCGGGAAAUGUUUCAAUCAAAGCUCUGCCCUUAUCACACAUUGGAGAAUCCACACAGGUGAGAAACCUUAUGGAUGUUCUGAGUGUGGGAAACACUUCAUUGAUAGUUCAACCCUCAUCUCACAUCAGCGAAUUCACACAGGAGAGAGACCCUACACGUGCUCUGAGUGUGGGAAAAGCUUUAGUCGGCGCUCACACCUUAUCACACAUCUUAGAAUCCACACAGGAGAGACGCCCUACACAUGCUUUGAGUGCGGGAAAUGCUUCACUGAUAGUUCAGCCCUCAUAUCACAUCAGAGAAUACACACAGGAGAUGCCUAUACAUGCUCCGAGUGCGGGAAACGCUUCAAUUGGAGCUCACACCUUAUCACACACAGGAGAAUCCACACAGGUGAGAAACCUUAUGGAUGCUCUGAGUGUGGGAAAAGCUUCAGUCAGCGCUCCCACCUUAUCACACAUUGUAGAAUCCACACAGGAGAGAAGCCCUACACAUGCUCUGAGUGUGGGAAAAGCUUCAAUUGGAGCUCACACCUUAUCAGGCAUCAGAAAAUCCACGUA
This is a messenger RNA of Mauremys reevesii (Reeves's turtle), 990 nucleotides long. RefSeq names its product zinc finger protein 250-like. The record is from RefSeq and is a predicted model, not a curated record. NCBI's taxonomy places the organism in Eukaryota, Metazoa, Chordata, Testudines, Geoemydidae. Gene Ontology annotation, biological process: negative regulation of transcription by RNA polymerase II; regulation of cytokine production; regulation of immune system process. The transcript has 2 exons. The annotation marks the transcript as partial.